GUGGAUAUUUAAGGAGCUGCAUCGCAGAUCCUAAGAAGUUAUCGCGCACUGUUCACACAUCACUCCUCCAGCUCUUCUGCCUUCGGAAACAACUUUCAUCUGGAAGCUAUGAACAGUGGAAUCUGUGUCUGCGUGUUACUGGCUGUGCUCUCGACGAGCUGCUUGGGUCGCCCGGCCUCCGGCUCCGAGGAUGAGGGGACGCCGGCACAGCUGGGUCAGAGCCUGUCAGCGCCCCGCAGGACCGCCCGCUCAGCGCCACCUCAUGGACAGCCGCAGCCCUUCCAAAGGGCAGAGGAGGCUGCGGAGCAAAGAGCCAGCCUCGGGGAACUGCUGGCAAGACUACUGAACAGGAAAGGGUCUUUCCGGAGAAACUCCACUGCGAACAGCAAGGCCAGCGGCUUGAGCGCCAACCACAGGAUAAAAGACAGGGACUACCUCGGCUGGAUGGAUUUCGGGCGCCGCAGCGCUGAAGAAUACGAGUAUUCCUCAUAAGACAGAUUUUGCCCCGACUUCUGUACAGAGAAAUAGAAAAUAAUUUUAAUUCGUUGUCCUGGAGAUCUGUGUUUCGAGAAAAAUUAUUUAUUAUGUAUUUGAUGUAAAUUUGUUUGUAAAACUAUGAUGCAAUAUAUACAUAUGCCAAAUUUUGCAGAAAAAAAAGUUCUGUUUUUUUUUCUGGUUCCUUUUCAUAUUGUUAAUUUAAUAUUAUUAAAGUGAUUUACCUAGAUAUCAUAUCUUGUUCUGUCACAGGAAAGUUGUCAGGUGUUUCAGAAUAAAUCAAGACAGCAUAUGA
This is a messenger RNA of Lepisosteus oculatus (spotted gar), 790 nucleotides long. RefSeq names its product cholecystokinin a (gene ccka). Gene Ontology annotation, cellular component: axon; extracellular region. Gene Ontology annotation, molecular function: neuropeptide hormone activity. Gene Ontology annotation, biological process: digestion. Lineage: Eukaryota; Metazoa; Chordata; Actinopteri; Semionotiformes; Lepisosteidae. The record is from RefSeq and is a predicted model, not a curated record.